AUGGCGCUGGCACCACGUUUCGCAGGCCAGAAGCUGGCUUCCAGCUCGAUCCAACCCAAAGCUGUGCACACGCUAGAGCUGUACCUCGACUACGUCUGUCCCUUUAGCGCAAAGCUCUUCAAAACCGUCUACUCCUCUCCCCUCCGCGACACGCUACUUAAGAAAUACGGCGACCACGUUGUCACCAUAUUUCGCCAGCAAAUCCAGCCCUGGCACCCAUCCUCCACGCUCACGCACGAAGCCGGGUACGCCGUACUCAAACUUUCGCCCGACAAGUUCUACGAGUUCUCGGAGAAGCUGUUCGAGCGGCAGAAGGAGUUCUUUGAUGUUAGUGUUGUGAAUGAGACGAGGAAUAACACGUAUAAGAGGUUGGCGAAGAUUGCGGGCGAGGUCGGUGUGGAUGAGGCAAAGGUUUUCGAGUUGUUGAAGAUUAGCGACAAGCCGGGAGAGGACGGGAGCUUGAAUAGCGGGAACGGGGUUACAGAUGCGGUGAAGUUGCAGGUUAAGGCGAAUAGAUUGGUAGGAGUGCAUGUUACGCCGACGGUCGUGUUUGAUGGUGUCGUGAACAAUGACAUCUCGAGUAGUUGGACAAAAGAACAGUGGGAGGAGUGGCUGGAGAAGAAUGUGGUGUGA
This is a messenger RNA of Didymosphaeria variabile, 633 nucleotides long. RefSeq lists its product as uncharacterized. The record is from RefSeq and is a predicted model, not a curated record. The coding region runs from base 1 to 633 and encodes 210 amino acids. Lineage: Eukaryota; Fungi; Ascomycota; Dothideomycetes; Pleosporales; Didymosphaeriaceae. The transcript has 3 exons.